Teleopsis dalmanni is the source of this 571-nucleotide messenger RNA. RefSeq lists its product as uncharacterized. The record is from RefSeq and is a predicted model, not a curated record. Bases 79 to 471 code for a protein of 130 amino acids. The transcript has 2 exons. Lineage: Eukaryota; Metazoa; Arthropoda; Insecta; Diptera; Diopsidae.
UUUACGAUAACAAACAAUUUAGAAAAUUUUUUAUGCAAAAUUAACUUCACUCUUCACAAAAUAAAUUAAAUCGCCAUAAUGGGCUCGAAGGUGGAAUGCCAACAAAGGCUAUCAACAGAAUGUCGGGAUUUUUAUAUAUAUCAUAAGCCUCAGCCGCUACCAACCACUCGUGUCAACUAUUAUAGAAAAUUUUACUUUCGCGAACUUGUUGACCAAUAUAUGUAUUCAAAUAUUCAUCCCGACCUUCCUGAUGAUUUUUAUAUUAAUGAAACGGAGUAUUAUGAUAGGUUUUGCAAAGGUCACGAUGAUCCUCAUGCACUACUAAAAAGACAAAUUUUAAAAAAUAAAUAUCCUUUGUACAGUACACGUGCUAUAACUACAUAUAAUAAGUCUGGUGAUCCCAGAAAGGAGUUCAAAAGGUGUUCCUCUAUAACGAAGCCAGUAUAUAUGCAAAGUACAAAGUUUGGCUGAGAAGUUACAUAUUGUAUAUAAAUUAAAUUUUUGUAUGGUGAAGAUAUGAUAUACUUUUUGUAGAAACUAAUAAUAAACAUUUCAAUGGUGUCAUUUUUUA